AUCCAGGGAUGUGACAGCCAUUUUACACGACGUGGGAUCCCUCAUAUGCCACAGCAACGUGUCGUGUGUUGUUAAGGAGGGUAAGCAGUUUACCAAAAAGGCUUUUGGAUUCUCACGUUUGUCCACGGAAGCCCUGCAGGCCCUAGUCAGUCAGCAGUAGGACCUCCAAAUGGCCUGUCAUAGCUCAUCCAGAUGUUGUUGUCCCACAGAAUUAUCAAGCUGUAUUGGACAUUUGUCAAAGUUAUAAAAACAGAAAUUUGUACAAUUAAUUUCUUUGCAAUUUACUGGCAGCACUGACAGCUGAAUUAUAAUCUAGUGAUCUGGAAAACAGAAUAGGACAAGUGGAUGAAUAUAUAAUUGAGAGACUUUUGAAGUCCACGGGAUAUAUCUUGCAUACAUUUUUAUUAAAAAUAAACAAAAAUGUGUUUUUACAAAUUCCGUAGUUAUUUAUUAUGGAAACAAUCACUUAUUAAUAAAAAAUGACUGGAUAUCACUAAAAUGUGAACUACAUAACUGUCCGGAUUUAAUAACAACCACCUUCUAAUGAGCUAAACAAUAAUAAAAUUAGCUGAUUCAGAAAUAGUUUUAAGUUGAGGUAGUCAUAACAGAUGUUUGUUUUUUGGCAAUAUAUCAAAUUUUAUAUGGAAAGUAACGAAUUGUGUCACUUUCAACUUUCAAGUUCCCCGUUCCAAAAACACCUCUCCAGGAAGUGUGUUAAUUCCAGAUCACAUGACCUGCUCCACAUGAUGUCAUUUCCUCCUGAAGAAAAGAGUGGCCAGACUCCAAGGCUUUCUGACUUAUUUAAUAUAAAGUAGUGUGUGAGUAAAGUGUCAACAGGUUUACUACAAUAUAUUUGUGAAUAGCUGUCAAUUUCAAUUUGACUCUAUUAUGUAUAUAAUAUUUUAGAAGAAUCUUUGUCUAAAAAUGCCAUGUGGUGUUUGAUUGUAGGCGGUCUUGUUGAUUUUAGUCGUGAAAACAGCAAAAAUGUCAACUAUGAUAUCUGUCAACUAUGUUACAAAAGUCCCGCAAUUAUAUAUUGACCCUAGUGUCAACAUGCAGCGGUGAAAAUAGUAUUCUAAGAUGCAGAUGAACCAGCAUUAUCACACUAAAAAUUGAAAGAUAUUCAUGUCUUUUCAUUAUAUGUUACAUAGUCUGCUGUGAGUUUACCAACAAACAGUGCAUGAGUUCAAUUUCAACAUACAAAUGGGUGACAAAUUACAGGAAAAACCUGAACCUUGACCCCUACAGUGAGGGGAUCUGGUGGCUCAAAUCAACACAAACUUGCCCUGAGUGAUCACCUUCAUCCUAUGAUUAAACACUUCUAUUCUGAGGGAGGUAGUCCAUUCCAGCAUGACAGUACCCCCAUCCAUUGGGCACAAGGGGUCACUGAAUGAUGAGUUUGAAAAUUGCCCAGAUCGUAUGCUAUGGGUUCACAGUCUCCAGAUCAACAACCCAACUAAACACCUACGGGAGAUUUUAGACCAACAUGUUGCACAUUGCUGUCCGCCACCAUCAUCAAAACACCAAAUGAGAAAAUAUCUCUUGGAAGAAUGGUGUUCCAUCCAUCCAGUAGAGUGCUGGACAUGUGUAGAAUCAACUUUGAACAGUUCCUGUUGUUUUUUUCCUUUAAUUUGUCACCUGUCUGUGUCUCCAGGUAUAUGUAUGAUAACUUAGAGUUAGACUUUUCAAAUUUGUUUUGCUUUAAAGUGCCUCUAAUCAGUAUUUUCAUAUCAGCAAAUGGUGAAAUGAUUGUGUAACGUGGAAGGAGCGACUACACAUUUACCAUCUGAUUCUGCAGUGUCAUCCCUUUGAGUGCCUUUCAACUCUUUGUUUGGCUUUUAAAACUGACCACCUUAUUUUAUUUUACUGUUCACACUCACCUGCUUUCAUCCAUUUUAUUGUAAGUAAACCCACACUACCAGCCCAGCACUGAAUGGCAGACAAAGUUCACCCUAAACACAAAAUUGUGUGUAUAUAUUUCGCAGUCAAGUCAUCAUUCUUUAUAAUACAUGAUUAAAAUAACUGGAGUUGAACCUAAAAUGCUUUCCAAUUGAGAUAUAAGAUUAACAUUAUAAAUUUACCUGUCCAGUUGAAAUGUUAAGAUGAAGACCUUACAAGGUGAUGAAAAGAAACCCAAUGGUUUCCUCUGGCGAGCACUUAAUGAGAGUAGAAAGGAAAAACUUCCUUUUCGCAGGAAAUGAUCUCCAGCAGAGUCAGGCUCAGGAAGGACAGCAAGAGAGAGAAAAGAUGAGCAAUUAAAACACAGAGCAAUAAACCCUGGGCAGGUUGGUGAGUUCAGAAAUGUUUAGCUCUGUGGCCAAAGAUAUCUUGGUCAAUCUAUAACUGGGGGACAUUUGAAGUCCAUGGGAUAGAUCUUCCAUAUAUCAAACUCCAAGGCUUUCUGAGGUAUUUAAUAUAAAGUAGUGUGUGAGUCAACAGGUUUACUGCAAUAUCUUUCUAAAUACAUUUCAAUUUCAAUUUUACUCAAUUGUAUAAAUAAUAUUUAGAAGAAUGUUUCUGUAAAAAUGUCAUGUGGUGUUUGGUUACAGGCGGCCAUGUUGAUUUUAGGCCUGAAAACAGCAAAAAUGUCAACUAUGACACAAAAAGUCCCACAAUUAUAUAUUGACCUAAUAACUUUUUGUAGAGGCAUAUAAAUGGAAGGACGGAGUGAAAAAUAGUGGUGACUUCCCAGCUUCUACAUUAAGCAGACACUGAGCAGUAUUUCUGUUAUUUAAAGUGUGUUUCAGUCUGCACUGUGAUGGUCUCUAAGAAAAAUCAGUAACCCAUAAAAAACAACAACAACUCCAAAUGUUUCCUUUGUUUUAGUGCAAAAAGGUACAUUCUGAAAAUGUUCACAUUGAAGGAAUUAUCUUUUACAAAACACCAUGAACAACCUGAAAUUUCUUAAGAAAAAUAAAUUAUUUAUAAUUAAAUUUAUUUGAAUAAUAUUUGAGACCAAAACUCCUCUCUCAGUUAUGGUAAAGAACUCAGUAACUUUGCGAAUGCUCUGCCUGCCCACAUCUAGCAAACUUUUUCUUGUCUGUAAUGAAAAAAGAUACCGCCACAGUGCACUCAGGAAUAAAACUUGAACAAAGAAAGUUUGCAUACUCGAGCAAAUACUCACAGUUACAAUUAAUCUGCCCAGAGAUCGCAUCCUGCCCGUGAGGAACAUGUCCUUUCUCCAAAUGGGAAAGUAAUUGCAGUCUUUGCCACCUAUACUCCCACAUAAUAGCACUUAGACACUGUAAUUUUGUUUUCACUCUUCCUCACAUCUCCAUCUGCAUAUGUUAAGUGUAGCAAUUACAGUGGGAAAUUGCUUCUAACUACAUGGGGUUUAUGGGAUGGACAGUUUCUUUUCUCGGUAGGAGCAGUGUUGAUACAGAUAUAUUGUUCUGUCUGUUGGAUUUUUUUUUUAAUUUAUAAGGUGUGUAAAGUGUUUGUACCUUUCAAACUUUAAAGGAAAACUUCUUACUGUUGAAUUUUAGUCAGUUCAAGGCAAUGGAGGGUCAAAUUUUCGUCAAUUAGUCCGUUUAUUUGCAUGAUCAUUCAUUGUAGCUUGUUUUUUUUAGUUUUAAUGAAUUUAACUUGCACAUGUCUUUGAUAGGAAUAUAAACAUUGAAACAUCCGUGUCCAUGUGCUUGUGAUGUGACACAUUUCAUAUGGGCUUCAGGACAUUUGCAGAGACAUUUGCUAAUCGCAUCUAUUGCUCAGUCUCAUCUUUCCUGUGCUAUACUUAUGCCUCCAAUUACAUUAAUCUUGAUAAAUUGCCUCAUCCAAAUUUUAACAGACACAAAUGCAUUCUACCAAAGUAAAAAAGAGGCUUUAGCUGUGUUUUUGUGGAAUUAAAGAGCUGUUGUUUCUGGAAAAGGACAUUUUCAAAUGUGCUGUGAACAUGUCACUGUGGUAUUAGAGAUGACAGGUCUGAAUAUUUUAUCAGAGUUGCUGCAGGUAAGAAAGAAAAUGUGUUUUUCCUGUGGUGAACUGAGUUGAUUGCAUAGAUCUGUGCUGAAGUUGCGCCUACACACACAUGUGAAUAUGUUUUCUCACCCCUCUUUAAUGCUCUUGUGACUGCUACCAUUCACUGAUUGCUGCCGCAGGACCUCCAGGCCUUUAGGACAUUCUCCUUUUUGCACCUCUAGUCUCUUUCUCUGGUUGGUUUCUCCACCCCUCUGUGACCUGGGGAUGAACGCACCAAUGAGGAGCCUCACAGGUAUGCCUGAUCGCAUGUUAUGUGCAGUGCUGGAGCAAUUUCAGCUUUACUUUUCCCUUUGAUCCACUCUCUGUAUAGCACGGCGAGCCCCAGCAUGCUGAAGAGGAAACAGAGCUCCCGGGUCGAGGCCCAGCCCAUGACCGACUUUGGGCCUGAUGAGACGCUCGCAGACAGCGCUGACAUCUUCUGGAUAAACAAACCAUGGGUGCACUCCCUCCUGAGAGCCUGUGCCAUCAUCAGCGUCAUCUCUGUGUGCAUGAACACGCCCAAGACGUUUGAGCAUUACCCUCCUCUGCAGUAUGUCACCUUCACGCUGGACACACUCCUCAUGUUCCUUUACACCGCCGAGAUGAUCGCCAAGAUGCACAUCAGAGGAAUCAUCAAGGGGGAUAACUCCUACGUGAAAGAUCGCUGGUGUAUGUUUGAUGGAUUCAUGGUGUUUUUCAUCUGGGUCUCACUGGUGCUGCAGGUGUUUGAAAUAGCGGAGCUCGUGGAUCAGAUGUCUCCGUGGGGAAUGCUGAGAAUCCCCCGAGCCCUUAUUAUGAUCCGGGCCUUCAGGAUCUACUUCCGCUUUGAGCUCCCCCGCUCCCGCAUCACCAACAUUCUGAAGCGAUCCGGGGAGCAGAUCUGGAGUGUGUCCAUCUUCCUGCUGUUUUUUCUCCUGCUCUAUGGAAUUCUGGGUGUCCAGAUGUUUGGCACAUUCAACCAUCACUGCGUUACAAAUGACACUCAAAAAGGUAAUGUGACAUGGAACAGCCUGGCCAUCCCAGACACCCACUGCUCACCUGAUGGAGAAGGCUACCAGUGUCCUCAUGGCUUCAAAUGCAUGGACCUGGAGGAGCUGGGCCUUAGCCGGCAGGAGCUCGGUUACAGUGGAUUCAAUGAACUCGGUACGAGCAUCUUUACCGUGUACGAGGCCGCGUCACAGGAGGGCUGGGUGUUCCUCAUGUACAGAGCCAUCGACAGUUUCCCUCGCUGGCGCUCCUACUUCUACUUUAUAACUCUCAUUUUCUUCUUGGCAUGGCUUGUCAAGAAUGUGUUUAUUGCUGUCAUCAUUGAGACAUUCGCAGAGAUCAGGGUGCAGUUUCAGCAGAUGUGGGGGUCGAGGAGCAGCACCACCUCUACGGCUACAACACAGAUGUUCCACGAAGACGCUGCUGGGGGAUGGCAGCUUGUAGCGGUGGACGUCAACAAACCACAUGGCAGAGCGCCUGCGUGCCUCCAGCAAUUGAUGCGAUCCUCUGUGUUCCACAUGUUUAUCCUGAGCAUGGUCGCUGUGGACGUCAUCGUCGCCGCUAGCAACUAUUAUAAAGGCGAGAACUACCGCCGACACUAUGAUGAGUUUUACCUUGCAGAGGUUGCCUUCACUGUGUUGUUCGACCUCGAGGCUCUUCUUAAAAUCUGGUGUCUCGGCUUCACCGGCUACAUCAGCUCGUCUUUGCACAAGUUCGAGUCCCUGCUGGUGGUGGGCACCACGCUGCACAUCUACCCCGACCUCUACCAUUCACAGUUCACCUACUUUCAGGUGCUCCGUGUGGUGCGCUUGAUUAAGAUUUCACCAGCUCUGGAGGACUUUGUCUAUAAGAUCUUUGGUCCAGGUAAAAAGCUAGGCAGCCUGGUGGUGUUCACAGCCAGCCUGCUCAUCGUCAUGUCGGCCAUCAGCUUGCAGAUGUUCUGCUUUGUGGAGGAGCUGGACCGUUUCACCACCUUCCCCAGGGCGUUCAUGUCCAUGUUCCAGAUCCUCACCCAGGAGGGCUGGGUAGAUGUCAUGGACCAGACUCUGGUGGCUGUAGGUCACAUGUGGGCUCCAGUGGUGGCCAUUUACUUCAUCCUCUACCAUCUGUUUGCCACUCUGAUUCUGCUCAGUCUUUUUGUGGCCGUUAUCUUGGACAAUCUGGAGUUGGAUGAAGACUUGAAGAAGCUUAAACAGCUCAAGCAAAGCGAAGCCAACGCUGACACCAAAGAGAAGCUCCCUCUACGACUCAGGAUCUUUGAAAAGUUCCCCAACAGACCUCAGAUGGUGAAGAUAUCCAAGCUCCCGUCUGAUUUCACUGUGCCCAGGAUCAGAGAGAGUUUUAUGAAGCAGUUCAUUGAUCGGCAGCAGCAGGAUACCAGCUGUUUGUUCCGGCGUCUCCCCUCAGCUUCAUCCUCCUCGUGCGACCACUCCAAGCGCUCGGCCAUCGAAGACAACAAGUAUAUUGACCAAAAGCUUCGCAGGUCAAUAUUUAGCAUCCGAGCUCGUAACCUCCUGGAAAAAGAAACUACAAUCAACAAAAUCCUACGGGCUUGUACUCGACAGCGUAUACUAAGUGGAUCCUUUGAAGGCCAGCCAGCCAAAGAGCGCUCCAUCCUCAGUGUCCAGCAUCACAUCCGGCAAGAACGCAGAUCUCUGCGACAUGGUUCCACCAGUCAGAGGAUCAGCCGAGGAAAGUCGCUGGAGACUCUCACUCAGGAUCAUUCCAGCACAGUACGCUACCGUAACGCCCAGAGAGAGGACAGCGAGAUUAAGAUGAUCCAAGAAAAGAAAGAGCAAGCUGAGAUGAAAAGAAAAGUUCAGGAGGAGGAACUGAGGGAGAACCAUCCUUACUUCGAUAAGCCGCUUUUCAUUGUGGGACGCGAGCACCGAUUCAGGAACUUCUGCAGGAUGAUUGUUCGAGCUCGCUUCAAUGCAUCCAAAACUGACCCAAUCACGGGAGCAGUGAAGAACACCAAAUACCACCAGCUGUAUGAUCUCCUGGGCUUGGUCACCUAUCUGGACUGGGUUAUGAUUGUAGUGACCAUCUGCUCCUGCAUCUCCAUGAUGUUUGAAUCACCCUUCACCAGGGUCAUGCACGCUCCCACUCUUCAGAUCGGGGAGUAUGUGUUUGUGAUCUUCAUGAGCAUCGAGCUGAACCUGAAGAUCAUGGCCGACGGUCUGUUCUUCACCCCUACUGCUGUCAUCAGAGACUUUGGAGGAGUUAUGGACAUCUUCAUCUAUCUUGUGAGUCUGAUCUUCCUGUGCUGGCUGCCUCCUGACGUCCCUCCUGAGUCUGGGGCUCAGCUGCUGAUGAUGCUGCGCUGCCUGCGUCCGCUCAGGAUCUUCAAGCUGGUACCCCAGAUGAGGAAGGUGGUGCGGGAGGUUCUCAAAGGAUUCAAGGAGAUUUUCCUGGUUUCUAUUCUGCUCCUCACGCUAAUGCUGGUGUUCGCAAGCUUUGGAGUUCAACUGUUUGCCGGAAAGCUUGCCAAGUGCAACGACCCCCAUAUCCUUAAACGGGAGGAAUGCUAUGGUAUAUUCCGAAUAAAUGUUAGCGUUUCCAAAAACCUCAACCUCAAGCUGAAGCCUGGAGAGAAGAAACCGGGUUUCUGGGUACCAAGAGUCUGGGCCAACCCACGGAAUUUUAACUUUGACAAUGUGGGAAAUGCCAUGUUGGCUCUUUUUGAAGUGCUGUCACUCAAAGGCUGGGUGGAGGUCCGAGAUGUCAUCAUUCACCGAGUCGGACCGAUUCACGGCAUUUACAUCCACGUCUUUGUGUUUCUGGGAUGCAUGAUCGGACUCACUCUGUUUGUGGGAGUUGUCAUUGCAAACUUCAACGAGAACAAGGGCACCGCUCUGCUCACAGUGGACCAGAGAAGAUGGGAGGAUCUGAAGAGUCGGCUGAAAAUAGCCCAACCUCUCCACCUACCACCUCGCCCGGAAAACGGAGGUUUCCGAGCCAAGAUGUAUGACAUAACUCAGCACCCCUUCUUCAAACGAGGCAUUGCUGUGCUGGUCUUGGCGCAAUCUGUCCUGUUGUCUGUCAAGUGGGACGUAGAUGAUCAAGUAACAUUCCCCCUCGCCACCAUGUCUGUGGUCUUCACCUUUAUAUUUGUGCUGGAGGUGACAAUGAAGCUGAUAGCCAUGUCUCCAGCCGGCUACUGGCAGAGCCGACGAAAUCGCUACGACCUGCUGGUCACCUCGCUGGGUGUCAUAUGGAUAGUUCUGCACUUUUCCUUACUGAAUGCAUAUACCUACAUGAUGGGCACGUGUGUGAUUGUCUUCAGGUUCUUCACAAUAUGUGGGAAACAUGUGACGCUGAAGAUGCUGCUGCUGACUGUAGUCGUGAGCAUGUACAAGAGCUUCUUCAUCAUCGUGGGGAUGUUUCUCCUCCUCCUCUGCUACGCGUUCGCCGGAGUUGUUCUUUUCGGAACCGUCAAAUAUGGAGAGAACAUCAACCGGCAUGCCAACUUCUCCACAGCGGGCAAGGCUAUCACUGUUCUCUUCCGUAUUGUCACGGGGGAAGAUUGGAAUAAAAUCAUGCAUGACUGCAUGGUCCAGCAUCCGUUCUGCACGCCGGAUAAACAUCGCUACUGGGAGACUGACUGUGGAAACUACGCUGGAGCUCUUAUCUACUUCUGCUCUUUCUAUGUCAUUAUCGCCUACAUCAUGCUCAACCUACUUGUAGCCAUUAUUGUGGAGAACUUCUCUCUGUUCUACUCCACCGAGGAGGACCAGCUGCUGAGCUAUAAUGACCUGAGGCACUUCCAAAUCAUCUGGAACAUGGUGGAUGACAAACGGGAGGGUGUAAUACCGACAUCCAGGUCGAAGUUUCUGCUCCGUCUGCUCAGAGGAAGGCUGGAGGUGGACCUGGACAAAGACAAGUUGCUGUUUAAACACAUGUGCUACGAGAUGGAGCGACUGCACAGUGGAGGAGAUGUGACUUUCCAUGAUGUGCUCAGCAUGCUGUCAUAUCGCUCAGUGGACAUUAGAAAGUCUCUCCAGCUGGAGGAGCUGUUGGCCAGGGAACAGCUGGAAUACACCAUUGAAGAAGAGGUUGCCAAACAGACCAUACGCAUGUGGCUCAAAAAGUGCCUCAAACGCAUCCGGGCGAAGCAGCAGCAGUCGUGCAGCAUCAUUCAUAGCCUGAGAGAGAGCCAGCAGCAGGAGCUGAGCCGCUUCCUCAACCCUCCCAGCAUCGAGACCACGGUGCCAAGUGAAGACCACAAUGCUAACAACGCAGACAACCCCUCACAGCCUGAGAUGAGUGAUCUCCAGCAGCUACUGAGCCCCACGUUGUCAGACAGAGGAGGGUACAGGCAGGACUCCUCAGACCUGGGGAGACCACAGAGGAAGCUGGGACAGUGGCGGCUGCCUGCAGGUCGCAAGUCCAUUGUAUAUAAGAUGAACCCCGUCAACGAUGAGGCUUCCUCGGGGUCGGAGGUGAAGAAGUGGUGGACCCGUCAGCUGACUGUGGAGAGCGACGAAAGCGGCGACGACCUCAUUGACAUUUAGAGAUGAGUUGUGGCGCGUCCUGCAGUUUUUUCUAGAUGAGCUGGGAAGCUUGCUGGUUGUCUCAAGUUGUUUCAUUUCCUCUAGCUCUGGCCUAAUGAAAACAGCUUUUCUCUGAUCUUAGUGUUAGGUUGCGUGUGAAGGCCAAAAAUGAGACAGCCUUUUUGGCAUGCAGUUAUAAUUUUAUACCUCUGGGACGGGUAUUACUUCUCCCACGUGUUCUUACUCAAUAUGAUGGCUGAGUUUUUUCUAUGCAGGCACAUGUGGUGUUAAAGCAGAUGAACUGAUGACUGAGGCCCUGGUGUAUUCAGAAAACAAACCAAGAAGCUGCUGCUGUCUGUGUUUUCUACUGUUUCAUGUCGAUAUUUAAAACUCGCUAGCUGCAAUAAUUUCUGAUGUCUUUUCAUGCUUUGUCUCUGUUCAUCUCUUUCGCUCAAUGUUUAAGAUAAUGUCUCGUGCGGUCUUCAAUAUUAAUCAUAUAAAUGUUGAUUUUCUUAUUGUCACUUUAUACAUAACCCAGGCCUCUUGUUCUUGUUGGUAGAACGAGCAACUUUAAGAAAAUUUCUAGAUUUAUGACUGAAUGUAAUUAAAAUGUAAUCUAUCUGUA
Acanthochromis polyacanthus (spiny chromis) is the source of this 10062-nucleotide messenger RNA. RefSeq names its product sodium leak channel, non-selective (gene nalcn). The coding region runs from base 4230 to 9458 and encodes 1742 amino acids. The transcript has 45 exons. Gene Ontology annotation, biological process: monoatomic ion transport; transmembrane transport. The record is from RefSeq and is a predicted model, not a curated record. Gene Ontology annotation, molecular function: monoatomic cation channel activity. Lineage: Eukaryota; Metazoa; Chordata; Actinopteri; Pomacentridae. Gene Ontology annotation, cellular component: membrane.